UGAGAGAGACCGAACAAUAAGAAAAAAAAAUUAGUGUGUUUCGGUUUGGUUGCAAGAAAGGCAACGUUCAUAAAACAAAUCAAAACAUCAAUAGAAAAAAAACAACAACAACAACAUUGGCAGCAGAAAAUUAACUGUCAAAAAAUAAAGAAACUUUGAUAUCGUAUUCGCUUUGCGGGGUGUCGUGUAGAACGUUCAUUGAACAAAAGUAUUUGUUUGCUUUUGUGUGAUUUUCGUUAUCGCCGUUGAAUCGAUUUUAAAUGCAUCGUUGAGCAGCUACAUCAUUUACUUAAUUAGUUGCCACACAGUUGAACGCACAGCACAUAUCAUCAUCGUCUUCGUCUUCGUCUUUGCAUAGUAAAACAGAGAGAGAACCAUGGCUCUCGAAUCGAUACGUUAUAGCGAUGGAAAAUUGGAAAUUCUCGAUCAAUUAUUAUUGCCCGCACAAAAUAAAUACGUAUCGGUGAAAGGUGUCGAAGAUGGAUGGAAAGUGAUCAAUCGCAUGCAAGUGCGAGGCGCACCGGCCAUCGCCAUUGUUGGAUGCUUAUCAUUGGCCGUUGAAAUUUACAACGAACAAUUUAAUGAUAAGAAAUCAUUGCGACAAGAAAUCGAAGGAAAACUCAAUUAUUUGGUGUCAGCACGACCAACGGCUGUCAAUAUGAAAAUUGCCGCUGAUGAGCUCAUAAAAUUAUCUAAUGAGUUGGCAAUUAAUGACGACAUAAGUGUGAACGAAAUGAAACAAAAAUUCCUUGAUACCACCGAAGCAAUGCUACGAAAAGAUAUCGAAGAUAAUAAAGCGAUCGGCACAAAUGGAGCCAAUGCAAUUUUACAAAAUAAAACAGACGGUUCAUCGGUUCGGGUGUUAACACAUUGUAACACUGGUUCAUUGGCGACGGCUGGCUAUGGAACGGCUUUGGGAGUUGUUCGAAAAUUAUUCGAGAUGAAUCGUUUGGAGCAUAUCUAUUGUACCGAAACGCGACCAUAUAAUCAAGGUGCACGAUUAACUGCAUUUGAAUUGGUACACGACAAACUGCCGGCCACACUGAUCAUUGAUAGCAUGGUUUCUGCUUUAAUGCAAAAAAAGAAUAUCGCUGCUGUGGUUGUCGGUGCAGACCGUGUUGUGGCCAAUGGUGAUACAGCCAAUAAAAUUGGAACAUAUCAAAUUGCCGUCGUCGCCAAAUAUCACAAUGUUCCAUUUUAUAUAGCCGCACCGUUGACUUCAAUCGAUUUGAAAAUAUCAAGCGGUGAACAAAUACAAAUUGAAGAACGUCCCCAACGUGAGAUGACCCACGUCGGCGAUCAUAGAAUCGCUGCUCAAGGCAUUAAGUGCUGGAAUCCAGCAUUUGAUGUCACACCCGCACAUCUAAUUACAGGAAUUAUAACGGAAAAGGGGGUUUUCAAACCAGAUGAAAUGCGGGAAAAAGUCAGCGAAUUCCUUCAAACUGGAAAAUAAUGCACAAUCGAAAUAUAAAAUAAAAUUUAUCCCAGUAUUUUCUGAGAUAACUUAACUAAAAAUAAAAAAAAGAUGAAACAACGACGAGAUAAGAAAAA
Molecule: messenger RNA, 1551 nt
Organism: Contarinia nasturtii (swede midge)
Lineage: Eukaryota; Metazoa; Arthropoda; Insecta; Diptera; Cecidomyiidae
Product: methylthioribose-1-phosphate isomerase
Exons: 6
Coding region: 377-1453 (358 amino acids)
Molecular function (GO): S-methyl-5-thioribose-1-phosphate isomerase activity
Source: RefSeq, a predicted model, not a curated record